UCGUGCUAACACCUAGCCUCGAUGUAGUAAGCUGUUGGGACUCUGGUUCAUUCUUGGCGGUACAUACCUUGCAGAGACUAUAUCAAUUGUGCUGCUGGUUCCAAGGGCAAUAUUCUCAGCAGACCGAGUCUAGUUAGUUCCGUGAGCCGCAGUGGUCAGCAGGUUGGCGGACGAAAACAGCCUUUAGAGGAAUAAGUGAUGGCACUGAAAUGCUAACGUUGCUAGUUAGCUCCUCCGGCUAUCUAGCUCAACCAUCUGGGUAGCGAAAAUGAGUGGAACUCUAGCUGAGCGGCGCUAGGUAGGAGGUAUGAUAAUCUUUUCAUAGCAGCGUCGUUCCUCUUCAAGCUAUCCAAAUUAGGGUUACAGGAGCAUUAAAGCGGCACAUAAACCAACUAUUGGUUCAGUGUGGCUAAGCCUGGCUCGUGUUAGGAGGCAAAGUGUAGUUACAACUCGGUUUGCACCAGCAGACUUAACGGGUCAGCAGCUAGCAGCUACUGGGCAUUGUGUAGUAUGUAGCCACGGCAUGCUAACCAUCCAUCUGGGAAGUUUUUAACUGCACAUAACGUGACGGGCAGAAUUUGAACAGCGUGAUUUUAGCUGCAUGUAAGGCGCAUAAAACGCUGUCAUGGUGAGAAACCGUUGUUGACUUGUCGGGUCGGAGAAGGGGCCUUGCACCCCGCUCUGGGUCGGCCAACAUUGCGCUAGUUAGUUCGGCUUAUGUAGCCUCAGCUCGAUCGAUUUGUCCGAAAUUAAUUUCAAUCAUGUAAAGCCGGGCAAAGUCCGAGGGUCAGUAAUGUGGCUGUACUGAGCGGGGCCGCCAUUUCAGGUUCACGAGUGCGUGACGGGCCCGCAUUGUCGAGCAAGAAUGAACAACUCCGGAGUCAUGCCACAGGAAAAGAUGGAGCUGGACCUGGAAAUCCCAGCUGCUUUAGUCCAAGGCGAUGGACACCUGAGGAGAUCAAACAGUGCACCCAUGAUUAAUGGAUUGAGCGAUAACGCUCAAGUCUUCCAGAGAGAGGUCCUCCGUUGCCGCAGGAACAGCACCACGGUCGUCAACAGACCCAGCAUGGUGCCUUCAUCUCCCAUCCGCGUGCCCAGCACCAGGCUUCACCAGAUAAAACAAGAAGAGGGAGUCGACUUGAUGAACAGAGAAACUGCUCACGAGCGGGGAGUUCAAGUUGCCAUGCAAAUGAGCCACUCUUGGGAGGAAAGCCUUAGUCUGAGCGACAACGACAUGGAGAAGUCUUCGUCUCCGAAGCGGAUCGACUUUGUGCCCGUGUCGCCUGCUCCGUCCCCGACCAGAGGAAUAGGAAAAAAGCAGUGUUUCUCUCCUUCACUACAAAUUCUUGUCAGCAGCAACGGUCUAACACCCAGCCCGAUACCCAGCCCAACGCGCCGGUUCAGCCGACGGAGUCAAAGUCCGAUCAACUGCAUCAGAGCCAGCAUCCUCGGCCCGAUGAAGCGCAAAGCUAAAGAUCUUUGUGAAAAUACAGGGGAGAUGGAGACGGAAAGCCAGCCUAAGAGACUCUUCCAGGGAACCACCACCAUGCUGUCCUCUGACGUGUCCAACCUGUCAGACCUCGGCUCCUGCCACUCUCCAGAUUUACUGGACGGGAGUCUCAGCAGCAUCGGCUCCUCCACGGACUCCCCGGGAAAGAUGGAGGGCGUGUCCCCUUCGUCGUCCAGCAACUCGCCCUUCACCUCCCUGCAGGAUUUGUCUCCGAAGUGACCAGCAGCGACGGCCACCGUCUUGUGCGUUUCAGGAAAAAACUGCAUCUUCCUCAACCCAAUGGAUCCCAUCUUGGCCCGCGUCUAGUUUACAUGGACUUCUUCAUUUGUUUCCAUAUUUGCCUCCGUACCACUGUUGUCAUGGCUACUCUCUCGGAGGCAGUAGACGGGAUCAGGUUGAGGAAUCUAAAGCCACGCAUCUGUUUGGGUAUCGGAGGUCACGUCUGAGCGACACUGACUGAAGACACUGACUGAAGACACUGUGAGCACUGUGAGGUGGUGCCCGGCUGCUGAAUGGUGUGGUGCAUUACUGGCUUUACCACCAUUUUGUCCCACAUGUCCCCAAUCGCCUCAGAGAGACGCCGAGUACUGGACAAAAAGACUGAUCCUGUUUUAGUGCUGGAAAGUUCGUCCCAUAUGUACACAGUCUGCAAAUUUUCUUCUUUUUUUGUGUGUAAGAAAAGAUUUAACUUAUUGUUUUCCUGCUUUGUAUUGUAAGUAUGUACAUAUGAAUCUAGUAUGAUAUGUACAGUUUUACAUUUGGCUGUGAGGGGACUGUAGGCACUCGUUUUCUGGGGUACAGCUAACGGAGAGUUCCUCUUCUGUUUCCGGUGUGCAGAAGACUUUCAGAAUAUUUUCUGCUUAUAGACUGUGAACUGUGGUGACCUUUUUUGGGGCAGAUUCUUGGUUCCUAUUAGCUGCGACCGUAACAACCCAGACGGAGUGAGCGACGCGCCGAGCAGGAAAUUGUGAACGAAAACCUGUUGAUUUCUGGUAGUCUUUCAACACUAAGAGGUUCCUGUGUAUCUUGUGUUUUUUGUAGAUAUGGAAAGUGUUAAAGAUUACCUCCUGUUCUUCAGGCAAAGUGUUUAUUUAUGAAGAUUUAUGGACAAAAUAUAUAUAUGAAUAUAUAUAUAUAUAUAAUUGUAUGUUGAUUGGUUUUGUCUUAAAUCAGAUAAAACUGACUGCUAAAAGGAAAACAGAACCAUUCCAUUGGGAAUGAAGAGACUGCUGUCGCUGCCAUGUUUUAGGUGCUUUGCACAGGAUGCUCAUCCUUGCUGCGCUCCAGCCUGUGUCCUAGUCUUGAGCAGGAAAGAUGUAGAAGUUUUUUUUUUUUUUUUUUUUUUUUUUUUUUUGUCUUUUUGUUCUGAGGAAAAACAAAAUGCAGAGAUUCGAGCCUGCACUGUGAUAUUUUGCACCAAAAUGUAACCGUUGGGUUCUCCUGGGUCCGUGUUCGUACUCCCCUGUGUUUACGCUUCCUCAGCCUCCAUUGCUCUGCCGCCUUAAAUGUUCAUGUACAAAAUGAAUUGAUUGUAAAUCAUUUCAUGUAAGUGUUCCCUUUUAAUUUAAAGAAAGGUUUGGUUUCAGAUCUUUUACUGAAUGACUUUGUUGUAACUCUUAUUCUUUUCUGGCAAUUAAUUUUUUUUUUUUGUGGUGUUUAUUGUGUAAGGCUGCUUUUGAUCACUGGCCACAUUGAUUGAAUUAUAUAGCAGAAGAAAUUCAAAUGCAACUCAACUCAAGAUUCACUGUGGGGAUGAAGAAUUUCCAGUAGCAGUCAGUCUUCCAUUGGCUUGGAAGAAACUUCUGACUGAAGACUGUUGGUGUGUGACAUGCUAGCCACUUCAUAUCGACAGCAGACAUAUUUCACAGAUGAAACAAUUGAUACUGCUAAUCCACUUUUUUUUUUUCUGGAUUGUCCUCCUGUAACAUCUGCAGCUGGGUUUUUUGUUUUCUUUUUUUUUUCAAAUACAGGAUAGAUCCAAAGAUUUGUUUUUGUUUCUAUGGAAAACUUUUUCUGCCGUAUUUUUUGGGGGUUGUUAAUCUGCUAAAAAGCCAAACGGCGACUCAUUUUUAGUUUACUGGAAGAGACUGAGAUUUUAUUCAAAACCUGUUGUUUCAGAUUUCGCGAGCUCACGCACUUGCUAUUAGAUUCAGAGCCUGUGGAGGAUAAACAGGCCUGCAGCACCAUAGAUCCUCCACCUUGCUUAAUGUUGGGGAUAUUUUCCCACUUAUUCAGACAUUUGACAUCAAGCCAGCUGGAGUGUUGAAGUCCAAUCUUCAUCUCUUGUAACCAAAGUUCCAGCAGAGGUAAGCAAGCUAAACAUUUGUGAUGGUUGGAUUAAAAAAAAUAAAUGCACUUGAAUUAAA
This is a messenger RNA of Poeciliopsis prolifica (blackstripe livebearer), 3876 nucleotides long. It is a transcript of the gene pabir2, whose product is annotated as PABIR family member 2. The record is from RefSeq and is a predicted model, not a curated record. Gene Ontology annotation, molecular function: protein serine/threonine phosphatase inhibitor activity. Lineage: Eukaryota; Metazoa; Chordata; Actinopteri; Cyprinodontiformes; Poeciliidae. The coding region runs from base 866 to 1729 and encodes 287 amino acids. The transcript has 10 exons.